AUGCAGACCUCAUACAAUCCCGAGUCCCAGACACUGAGCUCACAUGCGCCAGAUUCACCGCGCUCUUCCCAAUCACCCCCGCCUUCUGGUGUCCAAGGUGAUUUGGAAUUAGAACUUCUUGGGCUCGCCAACGCUUUAUACAACCUUGGAACCACUGUCAUCAACGACUCCACUAAAGAUCGUGAUAGGCCAGGUGGCGCAAAGUUGGUAGGCCUUGGGGCAAACGAGGUCGUCAAUCACCUUAUGUCCAUCGAUAACAAAGCACAGGACAUUCGGACCAUGAUACCUUUUCAAGUUUUGUCUGAUAUCGACAAUGCACGCAACCCCAUGCAGUUGACCAAAGAACGUCUGGAAAGAGCAGCUACUGAGAAUCAAUUCAUGAACGGAAAGAUAGCAGCUAUUGACUCCUACCGCAAGCUUCUGAAUGAGGCAUUAAUAUUGAACUUUCCAGAGACAGCCGAAUAUCUCCAUCCUAGUCAAGAUGAUAUCAAGAUGGAGGUAUAG
This is a messenger RNA of Suillus plorans, 504 nucleotides long. RefSeq lists its product as uncharacterized. Gene Ontology annotation, biological process: regulation of transcription by RNA polymerase II. Gene Ontology annotation, cellular component: mediator complex. Gene Ontology annotation, molecular function: transcription coregulator activity. Lineage: Eukaryota; Fungi; Basidiomycota; Agaricomycetes; Boletales; Suillaceae. The record is from RefSeq and is a predicted model, not a curated record. Bases 1 to 504 code for a protein of 167 amino acids. The transcript is spliced from 3 exons.